AUGCCAUCAUACUCGGAACCGCCUACUCCCAUACAUGAGGUCGAUUACUUGUGUACACAAUUAGAGACGAGUUCAUGUGACGACAUUAACAACUUGAAACUUCUAGGGAAAGUCAAGGGUUCUAGCUACGGCGCGCGAGAAGAGAUCGAUAGGUUCCUGAAGGAUCAUGCUAAUGAGGAUCUCGGAAACUACAUCAGCGAACUAAGAUGUUUCGCGCGCUCGAAUGGAGGGCUCGUACUCGACGAGUACCGUGCCAAAAUAUGGCCAGUACUGGCCCGACGACUUGUACAGUCUGAUGAAGACGAAGAUAUUGAUUAUGAUUCAAUUUCAUCUGUUUCUGAUUCCAUUUCGGUGAAGUCAUCGUCGACUCAAGACACAACUCACGAAUCAGAAGAUGAAGAAGAACUGAGAUCACAUCCAGAGUGGAAUCAGGUUGCACUCGAUGUUCACAGGACGUUGGCAAGGUUCCCUCCUAACAUAUCGGACGAAAAACGAACAACUCUUCAGGAUCAGCUCAUUCCUUUGAUUGUUCGAGUUUUGCGCAGUAAUCCGCGAUUUCGGUAUUAUCAAGGCUUCCACGAUGUUUGCUUAACGGUUAUAUUGGUAUGUGGAAAGGAUGUCGCCUAUGAAGUAUGCAAGAACCUUGCUACUCACGGACCAUUUCGGAGUUAUUUGUUGAAGAGUUUAGAGAAGAGCGUACUAAAGGAGUUAGAACUACUGUAUGUGAUAUUGUCCAGAGCAGACCCACAAUUAGAACGAGUUCUGCGAGAAGUACAUUUGGGUACUAUGUUUGCUCUGAGCUGGCCACUUACAUGGUUCAGCCACUCGCUCAAUCAUUAUCAGCAGGGAGAUGCCAAUUAUUCAUCAACUUCUUAUGAAUAUGCCAAACGAGAUCCACUUGGAUGCCAUUUUGUCGGAUUCAUUAUAUCUCGCUUCACUUAUGCCACCACUCGCUCUGAAAAAGCCAUUUUGUCGGAUUCAUUAUAUCUCGCUUCACUUAUGCCACCACUCGCUCUGAAAACAGAGUUCUCCCGGCUGUACAGGCAGCGCAUUAAGGCCCGAGCAAUCAAUCGAAGAUGGGCACCAGUCUCGAGAUACGCUAUCACGAUGGUUGCAGCAGUUGGAAUAGCAGGAGCCGCUUACUAUUUUAACCUAGGCAAUAGAUUUGCUUUUUCUCUAUGA
This is a messenger RNA of Cooperia oncophora, 1182 nucleotides long. The record is from the annotation of a GenBank genome assembly. NCBI's taxonomy places the organism in Eukaryota, Metazoa, Nematoda, Chromadorea, Rhabditida, Trichostrongylidae.